Molecule: messenger RNA, 969 nt
Organism: Saccharomyces cerevisiae S288C
Lineage: Eukaryota; Fungi; Ascomycota; Saccharomycetes; Saccharomycetales; Saccharomycetaceae
Gene: NTR2
Product: Ntr2p
Exons: 1
Coding region: 1-969 (322 amino acids)
Biological process (GO): spliceosomal complex disassembly
Cellular component (GO): nucleus; U2-type post-mRNA release spliceosomal complex; cytoplasm
Source: RefSeq, marked reviewed
AUGGCGAUCAAGAAAAGAAAUAAAAUUAGGUUACCAAGUGGUUCUCCUGAGGAGGUUGGAAUUGAUGGUUCUGCGCAUAAGCCAAUGCAGCAAAUUAAGCCCCUAGUGUCGAACGAUUCUGAAGAUGAUGACAACGACAUUUGUGUAUUACAACCAAUAAAGUUUAAAAAAGUUCCUAAGCGCGACAUUACCUUUGAUGGCGAACAAGCAAUAAAGGAGGAUAAUUCGCAUUAUGAAGAUCUUUACCAUUCAAAGAAAAAUACCAAUGCAUCGACGCGAAACAAAGAUGAUUUGCUAAUUCUCAAUAUGGAGGACUUGAUGGAGGGGAAUCAUCAUCUAUUAAGUGAUUCUUCAGAGGCUGGCAGUAGCUCCGAAGGUGAGCACAUUAGUAGUAUACCAACCCGAGGAGAAAUUGCAAAACUGAAAGCACAGAAGUCAUUAUCUAGAAGGAAAAUUAGUGAGAGUGAUGUUACAACAGAAAGAGAUUAUGUAAAAUUGUUGGACAGUGAGGAUAAACGCGAAAUUAUGGAGACAAUAAGAUUAAAUGGUGGUCUGAAACGUAACAAUGAAAAGGAGAUUACGAACUUCAGUGACGAUGAAAUGCAAGGCUUUCAAGACGAAAUGCUAGCCCUCACGGAUAAUCAAAUUGCUAUUCAAAAGGAUUCUAAAAGAAAGAUUAUAGAGAAGGCCAUAAAUGAAGUGCCCUACAGAACUAAUGAAGAAUGGGAAACCCAGCUUUUAAGCAAAGGAAAUAUAAACAAAUCGAAUGAGAAAAUCAUCACGCCCUUACCGGUACUUUUCCCAGACGAUGAUGAAAGUGGGAACAGCAUUGAGAGAAUAAACGAGAUGGUUUCGAAGAUCUGCUUGCAAAGGAAGAAGGUUGAGAUGAGGUUGCAAGCGUUAGAAAAAACAAAAAUUGACUUGGAAAAAUCUAAAGCAAGCCUAAUAAAUAAGCUCAUUGGUAACUGA